Molecule: messenger RNA, 882 nt
Organism: Oikopleura dioica
Lineage: Eukaryota; Metazoa; Chordata; Appendicularia; Copelata; Oikopleuridae
Source: the annotation of a GenBank genome assembly
AUGAUCGAAAGGCUUCCUUCAGGAAGAGGCGAGACAAAUGAGAAGGGAAGAGCCUCAUCCGGUUCCUCCUCAAGCUCCAUAAAACUCGAGCAAAACCAACGCGAAGUUCAAUUCUCUCCCUUUUCGAAAUCGUCGAUAGAGAAACUACGAAAGGCACAUGAACGAGAGAAACAUUUGAAGAAGAAGGACUGCUGCAAGAUGAACGAGUACCUACUUCAAGUAACGCCUGAAUCUUCAUACGAUCUAUCAGAAGGGCCCUUUAUCCCGAAUCGAACAGCCUGGCCGACGAGAAAGGUUGACACGGAGACUGACUUGGAAGCUGUGCAGACUCCAGAAGCUGCUAGAUCUCCUAAAAUAGGAAAGAAUGCGAAUCCAAAAGGAGUCGAUUCAAAGGGCCGUCGUCAGUCGUAUUUGUGGACCCCUGAUGCCGUCGAUGAGGGCAUGUACUCCACGUAUCUUUCGCAAAAGAUUGUGUUCACGAAAGAAUAUCCCUAUGCCAAGGCGAUUCAAGUUUUGGUGAGAAAAGAUCGUCUGCAUGUUCACGAAGAGCCAAAAGAAAUGAAAAAGCCAAAGUGGAGGCUCCAGCUUUGCGCACUCUUAUGCUGCCCUUUUUUAGGAUUACUGGCUAUUCUUCACAAUUUCCGAGCAACAAACGCUUUCAACCUACAAAAUGUCAAAAGCCAGCGAGACAAUAUGCGCUUCUCAAGAUGGUUCUCUGUUUUCGCCAUUAUGCUCGGCACGAUAACUUGGACCACUUUGCUCGUCCUAAGAAAGCACAAAAAGUCCCAACCAUCAUAUGAUCUAUCAGAAGUGCUUUUUGAUAGUUUCAACAGUACAAUCAACGAAACAACUACAGACUCUUCAAGUUCAAUAGUGCAUUAG